Messenger RNA from Paramecium pentaurelia, 1905 nucleotides. The record is from the annotation of a GenBank genome assembly. Lineage: Eukaryota; Ciliophora; Oligohymenophorea; Peniculida; Parameciidae.
AUGAAAAAUUGCACUCUCCUCAAAUAAUUAGAACUAAGUACACACAUUCACAUCUUAGAUCUCAUUAAUAAGACUUCAUCUAAACAUCAUCUAUCUGACUUAUAAACUCAAUAGAUAUAAUAGUAUUACAAACAACCAUCUUCCAUAAACACAUUUCUAGAAUUGUAUUCCCUAAGUUAAUUGCGUUGUGAUUGUGUUAAAUACUUAUAAAUUGUAGAUGAAAUCAAUGAUUAGAUUCAUGCUUACUUUUAGACUUAAACAACUUUAAUCUAAAAGAUUAUUGCAUAAGAAAGGAAACCAUAAUCAGAACCUGAACCUAUGCAAAUUGAAGAUGAUGAAGAAUAGAUUAAUAACAAUAAUAAUCCAGAUGAUCCAAUAUAGUAAGAAGAUCCUCAAUUAUAAUAACCAUCACAAUAAACUAAUAUUCCUUGUUCCUAAUAAUAACCUAUUAAUACAUAAUAAACUACUUAACCAUCUUAAACUAUUGAAGAUGAAAUUUGCAUUCCCAAUUCUGUUAAAUUAAAGUAUAGAAGAAUAAAUACAGGACCAUCUGAAAAGGAAGCCAAAUGUGAAUAUUGUGUAUGUCAAGGAAAACCACCAACUGAAUAAGACAAUUUAAUACAAUGCCUUUUAUGCUUAAAUUAUUUGCAUUUCAACUGUAUUUCCAAAUCUAAAGAAUCCUUUGAUAAAUGUUACAAAGAUAUGGAAUUUGUAUGUCCACCUUGUGUACUUAAGUAUAUGGAUCAUUUUAACAAAAUAUAAAAUUCUUUAGUUCCACCUUCUCCUUUUCAAUAAAUUGGUUAAAUUAAUCAUAAAGCAUUUAAUUUCCCUUGUGAUCAAACUAUUAUCAAUAUUAGAUGUGUAAGAUAAGAAAAUAAAAUCAAUUGUGAAGAAAUCACUUGGCCUGAUAUAGGAGAACUAUUUUUAAAUUAAAAGAAAAUCUAAGAUUUCAAACCACUCAUUAAUAAUCAUAGUCUUAAAAAAAGAAAAGAUGAUCAUAUCCUUACUACUGAAGUAUUACCAUAAAAUUGUUUAUAAAUCAAAGAAUGCAUACCCACACCUGAUUAAAGAAGUCAAUAUAGAAUAUCCUUAGGUCACUUAUAUUUUCUAGGUGUUUAUUCAAUAGAGUAAUUUAAUGCAAAGUAAUUAUUAGACAAUAUAAUUAAUCAAAGUGAAAAUUGGAUGAAUAUUGAAUAAUGUUAGGAUUUCAUCUCUCUUUAUUUGAAUAAACAUCAAGCAGAUGAUAUUAAAGUAGAUAGUAUCACUGUCUAAUUGACAUGUGCAAUAACAUUUAAUUUAAUGAAUACACCAAUAAGAGGAUCUCUAUGUUAACAUAUAUAAUGUUUUGGAUUAGAAAACUAUAUUACAGCCAUGUAUUCUAUGUAACCUAGAAAAUGGAGAUGUCCCUUAUGUAAAAAGAAACUCUUUACUAUUUAGAUUGAUGCAUAUUAAUAUGCAAUCUUAAAUACAAUCAAAAAAUUUGAUAUUUAAGUUAAUGAAAUCACUUUCGACAAUAAUGGAUAAAUAGUAAAUGAAAAUAUUCAAAAAUUACUAAAUUUAGAUAAUCUACCUAAUUAUGCAAUUAAGAAUAAUAAUCGUAUGAUUAAUUUAGAGAUGUUAUCUAAUGAAACAAAUAAUAUCUUUUAUAAAUUGUAAAUAGUCAAAACUAAAGAGUCUGUUAAUACAUCACCAUAUUCAAACACUUUAUAAAAUGUAAUAAAUAAUAUGAUGUUAUCAUCUAAUCAACAUCUAAGAACCAAUAGUUAUGCUAAUUUCUAUGCUAAUAAUUAUUAUAUAAAUCAAAUGAAAUUACAAUAAUAAGCAAGAAUGGAAGAAUAAUAAAAAUUUCAAUAAAACAAAUCAAAAAUAGGAUAAAAUCAUGACUCAGCCAUUAUUAUAGAAUGA